UUUAGAGAAGGGGGCGGGGCCCAUUUGGUUUCUCGCGCACCGCAAUGUCCUUCUAUUGCAGCUACCGCGCGUAAGGGUUCCAGCUGCUAUACAGAGUACCGACUGAGCGGCGAGCGCAAGUGAACUCGGCCAGACAGGCAUAGACAGUUCUGACUCCCACUAUUCCCUAUGCGCGGGUGCACGUUAGCCAGUGAACACACGUACUUCAGUCGGUCUCGCCUCUCUUCUCCGGGCAGAACCUGAGCAAGGCUCUCCUUUCCCUUCGUCUCCUUGCGUGUGCAAGAAGGGUAAGCGGCAGGCCGGCUGCCUAGCUAGCUUUCACCCCCUCUCUCCUUUUUCAUGCGCGCUCUCCGAUUGGACAAUUGUUUUUCUUCUCCGUCCCCCUUCUGCCGUCGUCCCGCUUGUAUUCACCUGAUUGGUUGAUGCGCACGCGCGGGCUCCGUUCACUCUCUCCCCCUUCCCCUCAGGGGUAGGGGUUGGAGUAGCUCCUGGCGGAGGGCCGCCAGUCGCCUGUCAUCGCUUGAGGGGUUCGCACCUCACUGUGGCCGUUGACCGCCGUCGCGAUGAAGCUGCUCUGUUUAUGUUGGCCGUGGUAGUGGUGAUCUCCCUUGACUGGAAUAUGGCCGCACCGCUACCCGCGGCUGCUGCCUGGCUCUUGGCGGGGCCGGGGGGAGGCGGCGAGAGGGAGACGCGGGUCCUGCUACGGUCUCCGCUGCUACUGCCGCUGCUGCUGGGUAUCCUCCUCAGCCGGUGCCUGGGAGAGCAGCCCCCGCGCGCCGCCUCCUCCUCCUCCUCCUCCUUGUUGCCCGGCGCGUCCGACUCUGAGGAGACGGUGAUCAUCGGACUGCGGCUGGAGGACACGAAUGACGUGUCGUUCAUGGAGAAGGGUGUGCUACGAGUGAGCGAGAGGAGUCGUGUCAAGCUGCGGGUCUACGGGCAGAAUAUCAAUAAUGAGACCUGGUCCCGCAUCGCCUUUACCGAGCAUGACCGGUGGAGGGAUGGAGAAGGCAGGCGCCCGCCGGCUGAGCAAGAGGAUGGCCCGGCUCCCGUUGGGUCUUCGUCGCCGGCUCCGCAACGCUGCGGCAUCCGCACCUCGGACAUCAUAAUCCUGCCGCACAUCUCCCUCAACCGCCGCACGUCGGGUGUCAUUGAGAUUGAUAUCAAGCCAUUGCGGAAAACUGAGAAAAGCAAGUCUUACUACCUAUGCACCUCCGUGUCUUCCCCAGCUAUCUUGGGGGGGGCAGGGAGUUCCACCGGGGGCAGCAGUGGAGGAGGGAGCAUUAUUGGCCCUGAUGGUGGACCGUGGACUGAGACCACUUGGAUCUACCAUGAUGGUGAGGAUACUAGGAUGAUUGUGGGGGAGGAGAAGAAGUUCUUGUUACCCUUCUGGCUUCAGGUGAUCUUCAUCUCACUCUUACUGUGCCUCUCUGGCAUGUUCAGUGGACUCAACCUGGGACUUAUGGCCCUUGACCCAAUGGAGUUGCGGAUUGUGCAGAACUGUGGGACAGAAAAAGAGAAGAACUAUGCCAAGCGUAUUGAGCCUGUGCGCCGCCAGGGCAAUUACUUAUUGUGCUCCCUACUCUUGGGCAAUGUGUUGGUCAACACCACUCUUACUAUCCUGCUUGAUGACAUCGCUGGUUCUGGACUGGUGGCUGUGGUAGUCUCCACCAUUGGUAUCGUCAUCUUUGGUGAAAUCGUGCCGCAAGCUAUUUGUUCCCGGCACGGCCUUGCUGUAGGUGCCAACACCAUCUUCCUUACCAAGUUUUUCAUGAUGAUGACCUUUCCGGCCUCUUACCCGGUCAGCAAGCUCCUAGACUGUGUCUUAGGGCAGGAGAUUGGUACUGUCUACAACCGUGAGAAACUGCUUGAGAUGUUAAGGGUUACAGAUCCAUACAAUGACCUGGUCAAGGAGGAGCUGAAUAUAAUUCAAGGAGCACUGGAACUGCGCACAAAGACAGUGGAGGAUGUAAUGACUCCGCUUCGGGACUGCUUCAUGAUUACUGCUGAGGCUGUGCUUGACUUCAACACCAUGUCUGAAAUCAUGGAAAGUGGUUAUACCCGUAUCCCUGUCUUUGAAGGAGACCGCUCCAACAUUGUGGACCUCCUGUUUGUCAAGGACUUGGCCUUUGUGGAUCCUGAUGACUGCACCCCACUCAAGACCAUCACCCGUUUCUAUAACCACCCGCUGCACUUUGUCUUCAAUGACACCAAGCUAGAUGCCAUGCUUGAGGAAUUCAAAAAAGGUAAAUCUCACUUGGCAAUAGUGCAGCGGGUGAACAAUGAAGGGGAAGGGGAUCCUUUUUAUGAAGUCUUGGGCAUUGUUACCUUGGAAGAUGUAAUUGAAGAGAUCAUCAAGUCUGAGAUUCUAGAUGAAACAGAUCUGUACACUGAUAACAAGACCAAAAAGAAAGUAGCCCAUCGGGAAAGAAAGCAGGACUUCUCUGCUUUCAAACAGACAGACAGCGAAAUGAAGGUUAAAAUCUCACCACAGUUACUGUUGGCAAUGCACCGUUUCCUAGCAACAGAGGUUGAAGCAUUUGGCCCGUCCCAGAUGUCUGAAAAGAUUCUCCUAAGGCUACUAAAGCAUCCCAAUGUGAUUCAGGAGAUGAAGUAUGAUGAGAAGAACAAGAAAGCACCUGAAUACUACCUCUAUCAGCGAAACAAGCCUGUUGAUUACUUCGUUCUAAUUUUACAGGGGAAAGUAGAAGUGGAGGCUGGGAAAGAGGGAAUGAAGUUUGAAGCUGGUGCUUUCUCUUACUAUGGAGUGAUGGCUCUCACAGCAUCUCCAGUUCCCUUGUCCCUGUCUCGUACCUUUGUUGUCAGCAGAACAGAAUUAUUAGCAGCAGGUACUCCAGCUGAAAAUAAGUCACCACCUCAUCCUUGUGGCUUGAAUCAUUCAGACUCUCUUAAUAGAGGGGAUCGCAUUGAUGCAGUGACACCAACAAUAGGAAAUAGCAACAACCAGUUGAACUCAUUUGUUCAAGUGUAUGUUCCAGACUACUCAGUGAGAGCAAUCUCAGACAUUCAAUAUGUCAAGAUCUCAAGGCAGCAGUACCAAAAUGCCCUAAUGGCAUCCCGGAUGGAUAAAACACCUCAGUCCUCAGACAGUGAAACCACUAAAAUAGAACUGACUCUUACAGAACUGCAUGAUGGUUUGCCGGAUGAGACGGCAAAUCUUCUGAAUGAACAGAACUGUGUAACUCACAACAAGUCCAACCACAGUAUGCACAGUGAAGGCACCAUCUAGGAGCUGACACACAGCAUUUUCUUCUUCCUCUGCCCUCCAUCCUAGCCCCCCUAUUCAUCAGGACCAGUCCUCAUCCUUUCCCCUUGUCUUCUACUUGACUGCAAACGCCAUUAGUAUGUGCUUAUGAAGCUUUGCUGCAUCCAUGCUCUGAGACCAAAGACUUUAUGCUGAUCCUGAGAGCAGAAAGAAGAAACAAGAAGAACAAGGAGCUCAGAGUGAAAAAUGGAUGCAGAAGAGGGAAGCAACCAAUACCUAAGCAAAACUUGGGAAUGGUGAGCCACCCUUUUGGAGUGAAUGGCAAAAUUCUUCCUAAUGGAACAGAAUCACGUUUAUUUUUCCAGCUGUAUUGACGAUUCUUCUAAAUGUAUGCAAAAAAAGUUUAAACCUUAAGCCAUGGUUUAUUUUUUCAAAAAAAAAGAUCAUGGAUGUUUUGUGUUUUCAAAGAAGUAUUUUGCAGUUUUUAAUGUUGCAGGACCUUCCCAGUUUAGCUCUUUUGUAUUGCCUGUGACUUUGCCCCAGUGCUCCCAUUUUUCCCAUAUUGUUCUGUUUUCCCCUUGUUGAAAUGGCGAACUGGUACUAGAAUGUAUUUGUUUUGUAAAGAACAAAGAAUGAAUGAAACUUUAAGAA
Rhineura floridana is the source of this 3874-nucleotide messenger RNA. It is a transcript of the gene CNNM2, whose product is annotated as cyclin and CBS domain divalent metal cation transport mediator 2. The transcript is spliced from 8 exons. Bases 581 to 3247 code for a protein of 888 amino acids. The record is from RefSeq and is a predicted model, not a curated record. Gene Ontology annotation, cellular component: plasma membrane. Gene Ontology annotation, molecular function: magnesium ion transmembrane transporter activity. Gene Ontology annotation, biological process: magnesium ion homeostasis; transport. NCBI's taxonomy places the organism in Eukaryota, Metazoa, Chordata, Lepidosauria, Squamata, Rhineuridae.